Centruroides sculpturatus (bark scorpion) is the source of this 1055-nucleotide messenger RNA. Its product is annotated as cholesterol 7-desaturase-like. Gene Ontology annotation, cellular component: chloroplast. Gene Ontology annotation, biological process: cholesterol metabolic process; chlorophyll biosynthetic process. Gene Ontology annotation, molecular function: 2 iron, 2 sulfur cluster binding; chlorophyllide a oxygenase activity. Lineage: Eukaryota; Metazoa; Arthropoda; Arachnida; Scorpiones; Buthidae. Bases 1 to 909 code for a protein of 302 amino acids. The transcript is spliced from 6 exons. The record is from RefSeq and is a predicted model, not a curated record.
AUGAGUUUGGCCAGACUACAAUGGGGCGAUGCUUAUUGCCCUCAUUUGGGCGCUCACUUAGGAACUGAUGGCAAGGUUCACGAGGAUUGUAUCGAAUGUCCUUUCCACGGAUGGCGAUUUGCUGGACAGGAUGGUUCUUGCGUGAAAAUACCUUACGCAGAAAAAAUUCCAGAAGUGGCUAAAAUAAAAAGUUGGGAAACCAUCGAACAAAAUGGAUUUAUUUACGUGUGGCAUCAUGCAGAAGGCCAACCUCCUCUGUGGAAACCUCCAGUUAUACCAGAAAUAGAGAAUCGACUAAUGUUCUAUAAAGCUCGUAGUGAACACAUUUUGAAUUGUCAUAUUCAGGAAAUUAUGGAAAAUGCAGCAGAUUUCGCUCAUAUCAAUUGUGUUCACAAAUUUGGUAUUUCGUCUAGAAUUACUUUGCAUCCGGAAAAUUGGUGGAAAUAUUUUCAGACUAUAAUCAAUAUAUCUCGCCUUCCAGUAUGUGAGGAAACAUUUUACUGUUGCAAAUAUGAAGGCAUUACCACUAUUAAAUUGUUCGGGAUAUCUGUACUACGGCUAUCUGUUGAUAUUCGACAGAUUGGACCCGCAAUAAUGUAUGUUCAAUUCAAAAGUAUAUAUGGAAACGGUAUAUUCGUAUAUGGCAUGAUACCGGAAGGACCAGUUCGACUGAGAUUGAUUCGACAAUUUUAUACUCCUUCUCGAUUUACAGGCAUACGUGAUUAUGUUAUGUUUUUAUUCGAAUGUUAUAUGCUUGAACGGGACAUUCGAAUAUGGAAUUACAAAAUGUAUUUGAAGAAUCCAGUUUAUGUAUCAGAAGACAGAACAAUUGCCAAAUAUAGAAAAUGGUACUCUCAGUUUUACAGUGAAAACAGCCCAAAGGUUGAAGAAAAUGAUCUUAGUUGGUGAUUAGAAGCAAUGCCAUACUUUAAUUAAUAAAGAGCUUCUGACCGAAAUUACAUAUAUUUUUUAAAUUUUGGCUUUUUAUUAUCAUAAUUAAUUUUGAAUUGUAAUUCGUGUUAUUGCGUUAAAUAUUGAUGUAUUGCUUUAAAAUU